Molecule: messenger RNA, 490 nt
Organism: Racocetra persica
Lineage: Eukaryota; Fungi; Glomeromycota; Glomeromycetes; Diversisporales; Gigasporaceae
Source: the annotation of a GenBank genome assembly
ACCAUUUAUUGAUAUUCUUUCUACAAUAAUAAAUAUAAAGAAUGCUGAUGUGGAAACAAAAAAAGAUAGAAAGCAGUUAAAAAAAAUUAAUUUAACUUCUGAAGAAUGGUUAUUUAUCGAAGAGGUUAUGCCAGUUCUAGGACUAUUCACUGAAACUAUUAAAAAGCUGAAAGGAAGUCAAUAUUUAACCAUAAGUUAUGUAUAUCCUGCGAUUCAAAAAAUUAAGUCAAGAUUAAGUUGUUCUUUUGACCCUAUCGAUGAAAAUAAUGAUAGUCAAGAUGAAUUAAAGGAUGCAUUUGAUGACCUACAAUUUGAAGACGAGGAAGAAGAUGAUAAACCAAAAGCAAAGCAAAGAAUCAAAAUUAAUAAUCUAGUAAAUACAAUUGGAUUAAUUAAUGCAAUUAAAGGUAAACUUUAUCAUGCAAUAAAUGUCUAUUAUGAAGAUUUAGAGCUUGAUGGUCUUGUUGUUUCACUUUUGGAUUCAUGUUAG